This is a messenger RNA of Saprolegnia diclina VS20, 1065 nucleotides long. RefSeq lists its product as hypothetical. The record is from RefSeq and is a predicted model, not a curated record. The coding region runs from base 1 to 1065 and encodes 354 amino acids. Gene Ontology annotation, molecular function: tubulin binding. NCBI's taxonomy places the organism in Eukaryota, Oomycota, Saprolegniomycetes, Saprolegniales, Saprolegniaceae. The transcript has 4 exons. Gene Ontology annotation, biological process: microtubule polymerization.
AUGUCGACCGACGACCGACGGGACGUCUUUGCGCGACUCCACGUGAGCCCGCGCAAGGCCGCCGCGCCGCACCGGUCGUACUCGCUCACCGUCCUCCACCUCUCCCCGCCCAAGCCGGCGCCCGCCGCCGCCGCGUCGGUGCGAAUCUCGCUCGAAGGCGACCUGAACGACCCCCACACGCUACUUCGAGCUGUGUUUCAACACUAUGCGACCAGCCGGGCGAGCCCGCGCCGCAUGGAGCCGGCCACCAUGGAUGGCGUCGGCUUUGCAAGGUUCUGCCGCGCGUGUCCCGGGCUCGUCGGCCGCAACUUUGGCUCUGUCGACAUUGACUUGACGUUCGCCAAGGUCAAGCCGCGCGGCGACCGGCGCGUUCCGUACGCGCUUUUCGUCGAGGCCAUUGGGCUCGUGGCGCUCAAAAAGCACCCGGACAAGACGCUCGAGACGGCGAUGCGGACGCUUCUCGAUGUGCACAUUGCGACGCUGCCCAACCUCGACGCGCGCCCACUCAAGGUGUCGACGACACAAGCGCCGCUCGUCUCGCGCGCGCUCUCGGACGCCGCCGCCCAAGCCGACAAGGUGCGCGCCUCGCUGCACCAGCUGCAGCGCCAAGUGCAGGCCCUCGAGCUCGAGGCGCAGAAACCAUCGCCGCCCGACGACCCGCAUGCAAUCACCGACCGCAUCAAGUUUGCCGACAUGCUCCACGACGAACUGCAAGGGCUCCUCGACGCUGUGCCAAAGUCGGUCAGUGCGCGUGUCGGGCUCGUCAAGGCCGUCGACGCCGCGGCGAGCGAGCUCGAAGGCGCGGUGCGUGCGGUUGCCAAGGCCCAAGUCGCGUGGCUAGCCAAACGCCCGCCGUCGCCACCACAGCGCCGCCAGAGCGUACCUGCCUCUGCGCUCGCCACGUACAUUUCAACGCGCGUCAAGGUCCUCGAGAAGCGGACGAGUCCCAGCAAGGCAGCGAUUGCGCGCGUGCACCUUCAAGUCGACCGAGUCGCCGAGGACGACGACGACGAUGCGUGGAACCCGUUCGCGUCCAUCUUUCCUGGCCUUGAUGGCAAUGAAUAG